Molecule: messenger RNA, 1305 nt
Organism: Tetrapisispora phaffii CBS 4417
Lineage: Eukaryota; Fungi; Ascomycota; Saccharomycetes; Saccharomycetales; Saccharomycetaceae
Gene: BTN2
Product: Btn2p
Exons: 1
Coding region: 1-1305 (434 amino acids)
Source: RefSeq, a predicted model, not a curated record
AUGUUUACGGUUUUAGAGUCCCCAUGUAUUUUAAAACAAUACCAACAACCUAACAGACGUCAAUUUGUACAUCCUUUCGCACAACCAAUGGCAUGUGCUAACGAACUGGAUUUUUUCCAAUUAUUGCAACAAGUUGCCUCUAAGCAAGAAACCGUUAAAGCCCAACCACCUCGGGAACUUAGAUAUUCUGUCACGACUACCGAUGCUAAUAACCAUGUCAUUUCAUUAUACAAAGAAAUUAGUGAUGCUAGAUACGAAGAAAUAAUGAGAGGAGCUGUUGAGAAUAUCAAAGACGAGAUCUUGAGAGAACAUCCACAGUACAGAGUAGCUACUGAUUUCUUUGGCAACACAUUCUAUGUCAAAAACACAGUGAGCGAGCAUGAGUUGCAAAAUGAGAUCAUAAAGAGAUUCGACCUCAAUGCGUUCAACAAGAAGAUUGCACGCAAGAGUUUCAAAGGAUUCACCAUUGAAAUCAACGACGACAGCACCGAGUUUGUAGUCUACAAUGAAUCUGAGAAUGUGUAUCAAAAAUUCGAAUCGCCAGAAUUAACGACUUUGAAAAACGUCAGUGUGUCUGGAUUCAAUGUUCAAAAAAGCGAUGACCAACUAAAGAAUUUUGCAGUGUUAAAUAUUGCAGUGUCAAUUGCUCCACAAGCUGAUUUCCGUGUCACUGAUAGAGCAGCCGCACAAGCCGCACAGACUGCGUUAAACAAUCUAAUUGAAUGGUCCAUCCCACAAAGAAGAGAAGUGCAAAAGCAGGAACAAGAAGAAGCAGCAGGCAGAGAAGCAAGGAUCGAUGCUGAAAGAAGAAGACAGCUCGAACUGCAAAAAGCCAAAGAGGAAAAACUGUUGAAGCAAAGAGAAGAGGAGAAAAGACAAGAAAGAAUUAGAAUUGCCAAACUAAAAGAACAGAGACAGAAGGAUUUAGAGGCCAAGAUCUUCCAAGAGAGAAGAAUCCAAGAGGCUAAACUUGCUGAAGAGAAGGAGAGAAUCGAGAAAGAACACGAAAAGGCCAUGAAAGAACUCGAGGAAAAACAAAGACAAUUGGAACUUAACAAACAAAAAGAGAUGUUAGACGAACUGUUCCCAAAGAAGAUAACCAUCGAUUACAAUAGUGAUCACGAGAACGACAAGAGUGCCUCUAAAGAUGAACAAAAGAAAUCGAAAGUCCAAAAUUCAAAAAGAAGGUCCUCAUCACCACCUCCAUUGGAAGAAGUAGAAGACGAGGAAGUCAACCGCUACAGAGAGCUAUUACAGAGGUCACCAACGAACAACACAUCCAUAAUUGAGGAUGCCUUAGACUAA